ACAUUUCAGGAGAGAGCCGGUAGCUGUCAUUUUCAACAAAAAAAAAUUUAGAUAAGAACUACGAAACGCCUGCACAAAGCGAUUGGAAAACUUAAUAAAUAAAAAAUGCCCGUGCUUAAAUCUUUUAUUCUGUGACGAGCAACAAGGUGUGAACAUUUGUUUAACCGCGAUACGAGCGUAGUUAUUGUGCACAAAUGAAUUAAGCGCUCCUGAAAAAAAUACGAAGCAAGAAAAGUUCCACAUUUGUAUAUAAAAAAACUUCAACUUUUGUGUUCGCAUUUAUCAAUUAAAAAUCCUGCAAUUUUUACAAAUUUAAAGUGUAUAAAGUACAGUGCAUAAUUAGCUUAAUCUGCAACUAAAAUGGAUACAUUAACCGUGAUGAAAGUGUGUUGUAUCGGUGCUGGAUACGUUGGUGGCCCGACUUGUGCGGUAAUGGCGCUUAAAUGUCCCGAUAUACAAGUCACGGUGGUGGAUAGAAGUUCCGAGAGAAUAGCCCAAUGGAAUUCAGAAAAAUUGCCAAUUUAUGAGCCUGGCUUAGAUGAUGUUGUCAAAAAAUGCCGCAAUGUUAAUCUGUUUUUCUCCACUGAUAUUGAAACUGCCAUCAAAGAAGCCGAUCUGAUAUUCAUAUCGGUAAAUACGCCAACAAAAAACUUCGGCAACGGCAAGGGUCGUGCUGCCGAUUUGAAGUAUGUUGAGAGUGCUGCGCGCAUGAUCGCUGAAAUCGCGCAAUCGAAUAAGAUCGUCGUGGAGAAGAGUACGGUGCCGGUGCGCGCUGCCGAGAGUAUAAUGCAUAUACUACAUGCCAAUCAAAGGCCUGGCAUACGUUAUGAUAUACUCUCGAAUCCUGAAUUUCUUGCCGAAGGCACAGCCAUUGAAGAUCUGGUGCAUGCUGAUCGUGUGCUUAUUGGCGGCGAGGAAACGCCCGAGGGACACAAAGCGGUUGAAAAGUUAUCUUGGAUCUAUGAACACUGGAUACCGAAAAAGAAUAUACUCACAACGAACACUUGGAGCUCAGAAUUGUCGAAAUUAGCCGCAAAUGCAUUCCUAGCGCAACGCAUAUCGAGCAUCAAUUCAUUGUCGGCUGUUUGCGAAGCUACUGGCGCGGAUGUCUCCGAAGUGGCGCGUGCGGUGGGACUGGAUUCACGUAUUGGCGCGAAGUUCUUGCAAGCAUCGGUGGGCUUUGGUGGUAGUUGCUUUCAGAAGGAUAUUUUGAAUUUGGUAUAUAUAUGCGAGGGUCUUAAUUUGCCGGAGGUGGCCGCGUAUUGGCAGCAAGUGAUUGACAUGAAUGAGUAUCAGAAGUCGCGGUUUUCACAAAAGAUCAUUGAGAGUCUCUUCAAUACGGUCUCAGAUAAACGCAUUUCCAUUUUCGGUUUCGCUUUCAAGAAAAACACAGGUGACACACGUGAAACACCAGCUAUAACGGUGUGCAAAACAUUGCUGGAAGAGGGCGCCAAGCUGGACAUUUACGAUCCAAAGGUAGAGCCCGAGCAAAUAAUCGACGAUCUAACACAUCCGUGUGUAACGGAAUCGCCGGAAAAUGUUAAAAAGGCAGUGCAGAUACAUAGUGAUCCAUAUAGCGCGGUGCGUGGCACACAUGCAAUUGUGCUUUGCACCGAGUGGGAUGAAUUUGUGACAUUAGACUAUAAACGAAUUUACCAGUCAAUGAUGAAGCCAGCUUAUAUAUUUGAUGGACGUAAAAUUCUAGAUCAUGAGAACUUGCAGCAGAUCGGUUUCCACGUGCAAACGAUUGGCAAACGCUAUCAGCGAAACGGUUUAAUGCCUUCCUGGGGCACUGUGCCACAAUUGUAGAAAUAAGUUAAUGUCGCAAGUGAAGUGGCGAAUAUGUUGAUAAAAGUUGCUGAAAAACAAAACGAAAAAAAUGUUUCCGAACACUUUAAAGUGUAGCCUAUAUACAGUAUUUAUUAUUUUGGUGUAACAUUUAUCAUUGUAAAUAUUUACUAAAUACGUGUGUACAUGUAUACGUCUGAAAAUGUAUUUUAUAUAAUAACGCAUAUACGUUGUAUUAAGCAUAUUUAAAGUUUAAAUGCGUCGCCGUUUAAAACCGCCAUGCAUACUUCAACCAUUCUAUUCAUACCGCUCUGUGUAGCGAAGUUAGUUAUAUGAUUUCCUGCCAACGGUACUUAUGGUACAUAAGCGAAUACAGUUUUGUAUUGUAUUUAAUUUACAUAAAGGUAUUUAAAUAGAUAAAAUAAUGCAUUAAACACGAACUUUUGCUCCUACUAAUUCGUUUUGCAAUAAAAAAGAAACGUUGAAAUAUGCAUUAAAUUCCAAUUAUGUAUGUGCGCAGUAACUAAGUAUAUUUUACGAAUAACAUAAAAUAAAAGUGUAAUCAAUGCGA
Bactrocera oleae (olive fruit fly) is the source of this 2359-nucleotide messenger RNA. It is a transcript of the gene sgl, whose product is annotated as UDP-glucose 6-dehydrogenase sgl. Gene Ontology annotation, molecular function: NAD binding; UDP-glucose 6-dehydrogenase activity. The record is from RefSeq and is a predicted model, not a curated record. Gene Ontology annotation, biological process: glycosaminoglycan biosynthetic process. NCBI's taxonomy places the organism in Eukaryota, Metazoa, Arthropoda, Insecta, Diptera, Tephritidae. Gene Ontology annotation, cellular component: nucleus.